GUCAAAUGACGCACGUUGGCGAAAAGUGCGCUGUGCACAAAUUCAGUUAAUAUAAACUAUAAAAACAGUUAGCAAAUGAAAACAAAUGUUUAAUUGAGAAAAUUAAUGAAAAAUAAGUUAAUGAUAACUGAUAAACGAGUGAUAAGUGAUACAAAAGUGAUAAGUGAAACCUCAAGGCAUGAUCGCCUCGCUUGAAAAUAUCCGAUUUCUUUAGCACGUUAAGCACCGAUAACCCGUAAUUAUGAACUCGCAAUCGGAUGAUGUGGAGGAUGUGCACCUGUGCAUUAAGUGCCAUGCGACGAUUGUGGGUCUGCGCAAAUACAUUUAUCACCGCAAGCAGAACUGUCUGCGCAUUGGCGGGGGCAGUCGAAAGGAGAAGCCACUGGAGGCCACGGCAACGACAUCUGCGACUACUGAGCAUGUGACGCGCACAGUUAUAGCGCGGCCUAGCUUGGAGCAUAGCUAUGAUGGGUUCAAUUUCGCCGAGGCGGAAGCACCGAGCAGCUACUUGCGCAAGACGACGGCCAGUCAUGGGGGCAAGACGUCGAAAGGCCUAGCUGAGGCGUACGAGCCGACGUACGAGCUGGGCGCCGAUGUGUUCUUUUCCUCGCUGCAGCUGCAGAGCGUCUCCACGGGCGGCAAGACGGGCGCACGACCCGAACGGGUCGCUAAGGAGGAGCAGAGCUGGCAUUCAGCGGGCAGGUGCUCCGAUCCUUUGUUGAAGGCGGUGCGAGAGCAUGAGGAGCCGGUGUUCAAGUCGCUUAACUUUGCGCAUUCGCCGGAGGCAAGCGAGGAGGAGGACGAUGAGGAGGAGCCCGAUGAGUCUGAUGGCGAUGAUGAUGAGGCUGACAAUGACCAGGACCCAGACUAUGAUCCCGAGCUCCAUCCAGAUGAAGAUUACGAUGGGCGGCGCCACUCGCCGCCCACUGUGCCUGCCACGCACACUGGCGGCAAGUGGAGGCCGGAGCAGCGACCCCAGCUGCAUCACACGCACCUGGAACGCAUCUCGCCCAGCUGGGAUGAGCCGGCCGAGGACGCGCACGAUCAUCCGCCCGCCGAGCACACACACGGCAAAUGGGUGCCCGGCAGCAAGCAGCUGGAGUACCGGGAAAACAUUGAUCUGACCAAGCUGAAGCAGCCGAGCGCCAGCUAUUGGUGCAACAUCUGCUGUCGCCGGCUCAAGACGCGACUCAUCUACGAUCAGCAUCUGCGCAGCAACUACCAUAAGCGGCGCGCGGACACCGAGUGCCAGCUGGAGCAGGCCAAUCUCCAGUCCGCCCAUCUGAAGGUCAACAAGAACUUUGCCCAUCCGCCCGCGCCAUCGGCGAAGGAGCAAGUGCAUCAGCGGCGUCGUCGUCGCGCCCGCCUGCUGCGCUGCGAGCUCUGCCGGCACAGCAUGGCGCGCCACCUGAUGGGCAAGCAUCUGAUCUCGCACUACCACUACCGGCGCAUGCAGCUCAAAUCGCAGGUGGGCGGCCAGAGCGCCUCGCUGCAUGCCAUCCUGGAGCACAUGGGCAGCAUUGUGCGGCAGGCGCCGUUCCAGUGCCUGCCCUGUCGCUUCUAUGCCAAUACGGAGCAGGCCUUUCAGGUCCACUGGCGUUCCUCCGAGCACAUCGAGCUGACCGGGCGACUGGGCGGCACCUUCUGGUGCAGCUACUGCCAGUUCGAGUGCGCCAGCAACGAGGAGAUGUGGCAGCAUCUGCUGGGCAAUGGGCACAUGGAGGUGCUGCAUGCGAUCAAUCGAUCGGUGCCCGUUUGCAUUGGCCAGCGCCGGCACCUCAACUGCUCCGUGUGCCAGGCCAAAUUCCUCUACAACGCCCAGCUGCGACGCCAUUUCGCCUCGGAGCAUAUGGGCGUGCCACCCACAGGCAGCGCCUCGGAUGACUAUCAGUGCCGCUUCCGCUGUGACCAUUGCGGAGCGCCGCAAAAGUCGCGCGUGGCUUUGCAGCGCCACGAGAAGCACAAGCAUCGCCUGAGCAAAUAUUAUUGCGCCGUGUGCGAGCUGGAGUUCGAGACGCCGCUGGCUGCGCGUCGGCAUCGCAGUCUCCUGAGCCAUAAGCAAAAUGCGAUGCUUCGCCAGGACGGCGGCCCGUGCAGCAGCUCGGCGCAGCCGGAGGGGGAGACCGAAAUAGAGCACAUGCUGCGCGAGGUGCUGGACGAUCCGCUGUCCGAGCCCGAGCAGCCGACAACGAGCUCAGGCACCGGCAGGAGGCGGGUCUCGAUCAGCCAGUGCGCCAAUUGCCAGCAGAGCUUUGAGUCCGCCCAGGCGCUGAUUCAACAUCGCAGCGAAGCCCAUCCCAUGGAGAACCACUGCUGCCUCAGCUGCGGCAGCAGCUUCCAGACGGCCCAGGCCCUGGGACGGCACACGCGCACCUGCCAGCCCAUUACCUCGAUCUCCUCCACGAUGGACGCAGUCGCCAACUACUGGCCCUGCGAUCAGUGCGGCUUCAGCGCCCAAUACGAAUCGGAUCUGCUGUACCAUCGCUUCUUUCACAUACGCGGCCCCACGAUUGGCAAGGACGAGCUGCUGCAGUGUCCGCGCUGCCCCAAGCGCUUCCGCAAGCACUCGCUGCGCGCCCACCUGCGCAACCACACGAACGAGCGCAUCUUCGAGUGCGAGCAGUGCAAGGCCAAGUUCGCCAGGCGACACAAUCUCAAGAGUCACAUGGACAACAUUCAUGGCCAACGGGAAAAUCCAGAAAAGGCCCCUAGGACGACAACAACAACAACGACGACGACGACGGCGAUGCGAACCAAGCCAAAAUUUGAAUGUGGCACGUGUGGCAAAAUGUUGGCUAAAAACCAAACAGAACAGAACAUUGCACGCCAUUUCAAUAAAAGUGAAUUGCCCAACGACGACGACGACGACGACGACGACGAUGGCAAUGGCGACGACACAAACUUUAGACUGAUGCUGAUGCUGAUGCUGGCAAAGUAUCCGCACAGGACCUAG
This is a messenger RNA of Drosophila navojoa, 2953 nucleotides long. RefSeq lists its product as uncharacterized. Gene Ontology annotation, molecular function: zinc ion binding; nucleic acid binding. The record is from RefSeq and is a predicted model, not a curated record. NCBI's taxonomy places the organism in Eukaryota, Metazoa, Arthropoda, Insecta, Diptera, Drosophilidae.